AUGUCGAUCCAUCGUCUACCAAGCACAAAAAAACCACCGGAGUUAAUCGAUAAUUACUUUACCACCGGUGAACAGGUUUACAAAAUUGACAGUAUUAGUGAUCAAUUUGAGGGACGUUUUGUGCAUUUGUCAUUGAGUUGCGAUGGUUUAAUAUUAUUCUGGAAACAGUAUAAGUUGGAUGGUUACGUUAAAAAAACACUUGGUGGUACAUUUGUAUCGGGGAAAUGUACGCUGUCAACUCAUUUUCUUACUGUAAUGUGUGGUAUCGACGCUGUCACUCCAAAUGCGCUAAUUUUUCUUAUCGAUUGCGAAAAUAAUGUCAUUCGUUGGCUUAAUGAGCUUCGUCGAUUAUCAGUGAAAGCAUCGAAAGAAUUACCACUUCAAGUGGAUGAAAUAACGAAUGAUUUCAUAUUUUCCUGCUAUUGCUGUAUAUGUGGACGAACUGACGUAGAUUAUAUAUUUCAUAAAAAAUUUGCUGGGAGGGAGAGAGUGGACGCAGAACAUUUUGCAAAGUAUCUCAAAGAGGAACAUUGUGAUCCGAGGCUUAAUGAAAUGCUUUAUCCUUCUCCUACCACAGAAAUUGCUCAGUGUUUAAUUAAUGAAAUGAGCAAGAAUGAUGCAGGAGAGCAGCUAACGAAAGAAUCAUUCCUGAGAUUUCUACUAAGUGAGUACAACAUCGGGAUGCACCGGGAUCAUCUGAUAUUAAAGGAAGAAAAUAUGCACAAACCGCUUUCCCAUUAUUUCAUUAACAGUUCUCACAAUACAUAUCUCAGAGGUUAUCAAGUGAAUUCCAAAAGUUCUGUGGAAAUGUAUCGUUAUGUAUUAUUAUCCGGAUGUCGUUCCAUUGAACUUGAUUGUUGGGAUGGAUCAGGUGGUGAACCGAUCAUCACACACGGGCCUUCGCAACUUACACGAGUUACUCCUGUAUUAUUUAAGGAUGUUAUUAUGGCAAUUGCGGAAACGGCUUUUGUGAUUUCUGAAUUUCCGGUUAUUCUAUCAUUAGAGAAUCAUUGCUCCCUGAAACAACAGAAGAAAAUGGCAUUGUAUUGCCAAGAAAUUUUCGGAAAUUUUUUACUCACAGAACCAUUGAGCGACUAUCCGAUUAAGCAGGGUGUGAGUUUGCCAUCACCAAAUGUGCUCAGGAAAAAAAUUUUGAUCAAAAAUAAGAAAAUCAACGACGCAGAAGCAGAAGAUUUUUUUAGCAAAUCAGUUUCGUCAACGUCACAAAAUGUUGUGGAAAGUGAUCUCAGUGAAAGUGAAAGCAGUGAGAAAGACGACAUCGUUCAUCAAAAUGGAGCGAAUACGCAGGAGCAAUCACGAGAUUCCGUUAUUGCUCGUGAACUAUCGGAUCUCGUAAAUUAUAUGCGUGCGUUGGGAAAGUUCACAUCAUUUACUGAUUGCGAAAGUAAACAAUUGAGUUAUGGAAUAUUUUCGAUGAAUGAAUCUCGUGCCUAUGAAUUGGUAAAAGAGAAUCCAAUUGAAUUCGUUAAUCACAAUAAGAAACAAAUUACACGUGUUUAUCCAAAAGGCAAACGUGUUGAUUCCAGUAAUUUUUGGCCUAUUAAAUUUUGGAAUUGUGGUUGUCAAAUGGCAGCUAUAAAUAUGCAAACACCUGAUAUACCAUUUCAAAUGAAUGUUGCAUUUUUCGAACAGAAUGGCCGUUGUGGAUAUGUUCCCAAACCAAGUUUAAUGCGUAAAGCUGAUGCAAAAUUUAAUCCUUUUGAAACGCAUACAAUGGAUCUUGUUGUACCUGCCUAUCUUUCUAUUACCAUAAUUUCUGCUCAGAUGCUAUCAUUUGCAUGCGAGAAGCGUCCUUCAACAUAUGCAGAAGUGAAUUUUUAUGGGCAUUUUAAUGAUUUAUCACGAUUUUCGAAACGAAAAUAUCGUACGAGAAUUGUUAUGGAUAAUGGAAUUAAUCCCACUUAUAUGAAUUUUUGUGAAGAAGGCUUCAAAUUUGAGAAGAUAAUAUUUCCGGAGAUGGCAUCAAUUCGUUUGUCAGUAUACGAAGAAAAUGGUCGUCUUAUUGGACAUUGUUUCUUACAUGUCCGUUCAAUUCAGCCAGGAUUCCGACAUAUUCCGCUUCGAAAUGCUCACAGUCAUCCAUUGGGUCCUGUAUCACUGUUUGUUUUAUUCCUUGUUCACGAUUAUAUCGACGGUGGAAGCGUUAAUUUGGUAAACGCACUGCAAAAUCCAAUUGAGGCUAUGAAGAAGAUAAUGGAAAGUGAAGAAGCAGCUUCUGCGGCAUUAGUAAAUCCGAUAGAUAGCAUGAAACAACGUGAGAAAAUGCUUGUGGCAUUAGAGGAAAGUGAACCAAAAUCUCUCUCUACCGAAUUAACAGCAUCUUGCGAUAUGGGCAAGGAAUUCAAUAGUAUGGAUAAUUUUGAAAAUAAUGCUAAGUUUUUAGCAAAAAUGAGAUCAGUAAGUGCGGAAAGUGAAUUAUCAAAGGAAGCAUCCAUAUGUGAAGAUGGAAUGAAACCAUUUAAUUUUGAUAAAUGGAAUAUGUCCGAAAAAUUGAAAGAACGCUUUUAUUUGGAUGAUGUGGAACUUAGAUUUUUAAGAGAGAAUGAAUUAGCUAAUAGUCAAAAAGUUGUAAAAUUGGAGAAGAAUUUCAAGAAGAAGCAUCAAUCUAUCUUUGAUAUACUCAAUGCUUCCUUCAAACAAAAGCCAGUGUGUUCUAUCUUAAGGAAUUUUCAUGGAGAUGCUUUUGCUAUAUAUGCUAAAUAUGAGAAGGAGAGAACAGAACUUAUUAUAUCACUGGUGGAACAAAACAGGAAGAAACUUAUCAAGCGACUCGAUAUGGCUUAUAAAUGUGAACAAAAGCAAUUGACCAAAUUAAAUCACCAAAAGCGCUACGCAGAGCAAUGGAAUGUGGUUCGAACGGAUGGGACAGAAGAAUUACGAGGAAAAUAUGUAAAACUUGGCUUAGAAGAGCAAAGGAGAUUAAAUAAAUCAAAAGAAAGAAGGUUGAAAGAAAUUGAAAAUAAUUUCGAAUUGCUAAAACAAGAAAUUGGAGUAGGAAUGGAGCAGAGAUUGAGCAAAGCUAUCUCUAUACUUCGCGAUCUAUAA
Cercopithifilaria johnstoni is the source of this 3066-nucleotide messenger RNA. NCBI's taxonomy places the organism in Eukaryota, Metazoa, Nematoda, Chromadorea, Rhabditida, Onchocercidae. The record is from the annotation of a GenBank genome assembly.